Ceutorhynchus assimilis (cabbage seed weevil) is the source of this 3551-nucleotide messenger RNA. The record is from the annotation of a GenBank genome assembly. Lineage: Eukaryota; Metazoa; Arthropoda; Insecta; Coleoptera; Curculionidae.
AGGUACCUGAUAAAUUAUUGUCAAAUCCACAUUCUGUCAGUAGUUGCACUAGCUGACAUUUACUAUCAAAAACUUCAUGCUUCCAAAUUUUUGUGUACUAAAUUCCCGUUCCAUGGCAUUAAUGAGCUACGUUGCACCGGCAGCAACACGACUAUUACAGAACGUAUUCCAACCAAGAAAUUUCAAUACAAGUUUAUCACUUGGAGAUAAAGAUAGUCCUCCGGGACCUCCACCCCCAUCAGGCGUGGGUCAUGAUAGGCCUCCUGUAGAAGGCACAUCGGCCAGAUACCUGGAAGAAAUGUACAAUGCUUGGUUGAAGGAUCCAACAAGUGUUCAUCCAUCCUGGGAUGGGUAUUUUCGUAGACUUGGUGCACCGAUUGAGCCAAGGAUUCCAAAAAAAGAACGUUCUCGGGCUAGUUAUGUGUUGCAUGACCAUCCACCGCAUCUUGCAGCUCCAGCCGCAACUUCUGGAUCUGGUGGUGGUGAAUCUGCAAGUUCUACGGAAGAACAUCUGAAUGUACAAGCUUUGAUUAGAAGCUAUCAGGUGCGCGGUCAUUUAGUGGCUCUUAUCAAUCCUUUAGAAGAUAUGUUCGAUAUUACCGAUAAGAAAACAUGUUUAUCAGAAAAAACAGGCAAACAACCCCCGGAGGUGGUGAGAUAUCACAAAAUUACUUCGUCUAUGUGGAACAACCCGUACCAACUGCCACCGUCCUGCAAAGUCGGUGGUAAUUCCGCAAAGUUACCCCUGAAAGAAAUCGUAAAACGCCUGGAACUGUCCUACUGUCGCCACAUUGGCGUUGAGUACAUGCACAUAAACGAUAUUGAAAAGUGCGAUUUUAUUAGAGAAAAAUUUGAAUACCCUGGCGUCAUCGACCUUAGUAAGGCGGAAAAGCGACUGCUGCUGAACCGAUUAGCUAAAGCUGUAAUGUUUGAAGGCUUUUUGCAAAAGAAAUGGGACAACGAAAAAAGAUUCGGUCUAGAAGGAUGCGAAAUUAUGAUUCCUUGCAUCAAAACCGUUAUUGAUUAUGCCGCUAAGCAGGGUGCUGAAAUGGCUAUAGUGGGUAUGGCGCACAGGGGUCGAUUAAACCUCUUGGCGAAUGUAUGCCACAAACCUCUAGAGCUAAUUUUCUCCCAAUUCCGCGGUUUGGAACCUGAAGACCAGGGUGCUGGCGACGUCAAAUACCAUUUGGGAGUUUUCGAUAAAAGAGAACACCCCAUCUCCAAAAAGCCGUUUGCAACAGUAUUAGUUGCUAAUCCAUCUCAUUUGGAACUGAUCAAUCCGGUUGUAGCUGGCAGAGCUAAAGCUGAACAGUUUUAUAGGAACGACGAAGUCGGGGAUAAAGUAUAUCCUAUUAUAGUCCAUGGUGACGCUGCCUUUUGCGGUGAAGGUAUAGUCUAUGAAACAAUAAAUUUGGCCAAUUUAACCGGGUAUCAUAAUGGAGGCACCGUUCAUGUGGUCGUAAACAACCAAAUUGGAUUCACUACUGAUCCGAAGUAUUCUCGAUCGUCUCCUUAUUGUACAGACGUUGGAAGAGUAGUAAACGCUCCAAUAUUCCAUGUAAACGCUGACGAUCCAGAAAGCUGCGUAUACGCAACCAAAGUGGCUGUAGAAUAUAGAGCCAAAUUUCAUACAGAUGUCGUCAUAGAUUUGGUGGGCUAUAGAAGACACGGUCACAACGAAACAGAUGAGCCCAUGUUCACUCAACCAUUAAUGUACAAAAAAAUCCGCGCAAUGCCGAACGUUUUGGAAAAAUAUACAGCGGCCGCUAUUAAAGAAGGUGUAGUAACACAAGAUGAAGUGAAAACGUUUAAAGAGCAAAUUACCAAAGAUAUGGAAGUUGAUUUUGCUAAAGCCGCGAAGCAUACUUCGAUGAGAUUCAGUGAUUGGAUUGACAGCCCUUGGCCUGGGUUUUUCAAAAGCAAAGACCCCAAAAAAAUUGAACCAACUGGAGUUAGCAUGGAGGUGUUAGAGACCAUCGGCAAGAGGUAUUCUGAACCACCACCAGGAGAGUUUGAGCUUCACAGAGGCUUGUUGCGUGUCUUGUCACAUAGGCAAGACAUGGUCAAGAAACAAAUUGCCGAUUGGUCUAUUGGAGAAGCUAUGGCUAUCAGCACCCUCCUAAAGGAAGGUUUCCAUGUGAGACUAUCUGGUGAGGACGUGCAAAGGGGCACUUUUUCACACAGACACCACGUAGUACACCAUCAAUCAAAACCUAUGACUACUUAUCAAUAUUUGGCAGAUUUUUUUCCCAAUCAAGCUCAUUAUACUGUAUCAAACAGUCCUAUUUCUGAAUAUGGUAUUUUGGGUUUUGAGCAUGGGUAUUCCAUGGCUAAACCUGAUCAGCUAGUGAUAUGGGAGGCACAAUUUGGUGAUUUUGCUAAUAACGCGCAAGCCAUGUUCGAUUGCAUGAUAUGCAGUGGACAAUGGAAAUGGAUAAGGCAAUGCGGAUUAGUGGUAUUGAUGCCUCACGGACUAGAAGGGCAAGGGCCAGAACAUUCUAGUGGUCGUAUAGAACGUUUUUUACAAUCAUGCGACGAUGAUGGCGAUCAUCUGCCUCCAGAUACUCCGGAUUAUGUUAUCAAGCAACUGAGGGAAAUUAACUGGAUUAUAGCUAACUGUACUGUGCCAUCAAAUUUGUUCCAUGUUUUGAGAAGGCAAAUGAAAAUGCCUUUCAGAAAACCUUUGGUUAUCUUUACACCUAAAAGCUUGCUAAGACAUCCGGAAGCUCGGAGCCAGUUCAGUGAAAUGGUAGAAGGUAAAGAAUUCCAAAGACUAUUGCCUGCUGUUGGGCCUGCAGCUCAAAAUCCUGGCAAUGCCAAAAAACUAGUAUUUUGCACUGGAAAAGUUUAUUAUGAUUUUAUGAAAACACUCAGAGAGCAAAAGUUGGAAGAUAAGAUUGCAAUUGCGCGUAUUGAACAGCUUUGUCCAUUUCCAUACGAUCUAAUCCUAAAAGAAAUUCAAAAAUACAGUGGUGCUCAAGUAUAUUGGGGCCAAGAGGAGCACAAAAAUUCAGGCUGCUGGGACUACAUGGAACCUAGGCUCAUAACUGCUUUGAAGGGUGCAAAACCUUUAAUGUAUAUCGGCAGAGCCCCUUCAGCUAGUACCGCAUCGGGAAAUAAAAUUCAGUACCAAACCGAGUAUAAACUGCUAAUGGCAGACCUUACAAAGCUGUAAUUAAUUAACUGAAAGAAAUCGUGUUAUAGUGUUAAUGUCUAGUUUAUUUUUUUUAAAAAAAUAAAACAACACAAUAUUAAUUGUUUUAACAUUCAUUAUUUGUAAAUUGUAACAAGAAACAAAGAAAAAUAUUAUUGCACAAGCUGCCUAAAAUAUGACAAACACCGUUUUUUUUUUAGUUGUUCUACAAUAAAAAAAAUGUGAAAUGUCAAGUGCCAUGUUCAGUCUCAAGAGGUUCAGAUCUAACAAAAAUAAUUCAAAAAAUUUAAUCCACAACCAAGUCCCAAGUAUUCAAUUCAGGUUCAGUACAUAAUCUCAUUUCUACUGUGGCGUUUACUUUUUUCCUUGCUACCCCUAAACAAGUUCCUGCUCCCAA